CUGUGCUGUGUGAUCAGGUCUGCUGAGCUGGCUGAGAGAGGAGGCACAGCUGAAGAAGAUGGUCCUGGUUGUUGUUUUCAUGGCCUUGUUUCUGGAUCACAUGCUGCUGUCUGUAGUCGUUCCCAUCCUUCCCAGUUACCUGUAUGGAGUUGAACAUGCUGACUCUGCAGUCAGGAACACAUCCGGGGUUUUCCCUCCUCUAGACCAGGAUCCAGCUCCCUCUGUAAAUUUCACCACGGCCCCAAACUCCUCCAGAUCUAACUGCUCUGAAGCCGGGGCCGAGCUGGACCAAGUGAACAUCAAGGUCGGACUUCUGCUGGCCUCCAAGUCCACCAUCCAGCUCAUCGUGAACCCGUUUGUUGGACCGCUCACUGACAGGAUUGGAUACCACAUCCCGAUGUGUGCAGGUUUUUGCAUCAUCACAUUGUCGACCACCUUGUUUGCCUUUUCAUCAAGCUUCAUCUUACUGCUGCUGGCCAGAGCGGUGCAGGGUGUGGGAGGGUCCUGCUUGUCUGUGGCAGGAAUGUCUAUGUUGGCAGAUAUGUACAAAGAUGAGAAGGAGCGAGGGCGUGCGAUGGGAAUCUCCUUCACCGGUCUGGCUUUAGGGUUGAUAGCGGGCGCUCCUUUCGGCAGUGUGAUGUUUCAGUUUGUGGGGAAGAUGAGUCCGUUCCUGGUCCUGGCAGUCAUCGCCGUGUUGGGUGGAGGUUUACACACCCUCAUCUUUCAACCAUCACAGGUGAAAACUCAGAUGGAAAAGGGGACGCCGCUGCUGACUCUCCUGAGGGAUCCAUACAUACUUAUAGCUGCUGGAGCUAUCUGUUUCACCACUCUGGCCAUCGCUGUGAUAGAGUCCGCCCUGCCCGUCUGGAUGAUGAAGACCAUGUGUGCAAGCAAAUGGCAACUAGGCAUCGUCUUCCUGCCGGACAGCUUAUCCUACCUCAUAGCAUCAAACAUCUUCGGUCACCUGUCACAGAAACACAACCAGAGCUGGCUCUAUGCUUGUGUUGGGAUGAUCAUUACAGGAAUAACCUCAAUAUCUUUUGGGUUUUCCACAAACAUCUAUCACUUGCUUCUUCUCAAUGCGUUUAUCGGCUUCUCAGUUGGCACAGUGGACUCCUCAAUCAUGCCCCUCAUGGGUAACUUGGUCGACCGGAGAUAUGAGCCAGUCUAUGGAACUGUUUACGCCAUCGCUGAUGUCGCCAUCUGCAUCGGAUUCUGCGUGGGUCCAGCGAUCAGCGGCCCCAUAGUGGCCUCGAUCGGCUUCCCCUGGCUCAUGGUCAUAGUCGGGGGAGUAAAUAUAGUCUUCGGUCCAAUCUGCAUCUUCCUGUUCGGACCGACUCGGCAGGCGGAACAGCUGCUCAUACUCAAAGGAAAUUAAGGAAACUCCUCAUGGUGGGAACGGCUUCUUUCCACUCCACAGAACUAACUGCUCUUUGGUGGCUCUCUGAAUCUAAAGGACCUAAAGGACCUGAAGGACCUGAAGGACCUGAAGGACCUAAAGGAUUCAGUCCUGUCCCAGUAUGAACUUCUCUACUUCUCAGGACAUUAACAUCUCGUAACACGUUUCUUUGAACGUCCCAUGUGUUUCUGCUUUUGUUUGUUUCCCACACAAACAUGGAUAGUCUUUAAAAAAGAGAGGAAGGGAUGAGCACUGGGGGAAAGUUCAAACUUUGGUUUCCAGAACAGAAUGUCAUGUAACUGCUGAUGUAUGAAGCCCCUCCCCCUUACCUGACGAAGCAAUAAAGAUAAAGCAGCACUUACAGGA
Molecule: messenger RNA, 1765 nt
Organism: Notolabrus celidotus (New Zealand spotty)
Lineage: Eukaryota; Metazoa; Chordata; Actinopteri; Labriformes; Labridae
Product: synaptic vesicular amine transporter-like
Exons: 15
Coding region: 59-1378 (439 amino acids)
Biological process (GO): aminergic neurotransmitter loading into synaptic vesicle; transmembrane transport
Cellular component (GO): synaptic vesicle membrane; terminal bouton
Molecular function (GO): serotonin:sodium:chloride symporter activity
Source: RefSeq, a predicted model, not a curated record